Microdochium trichocladiopsis is the source of this 1824-nucleotide messenger RNA. Its product is annotated as glycoside hydrolase family 13 protein. Gene Ontology annotation, biological process: oligosaccharide catabolic process. The transcript has a single exon. Lineage: Eukaryota; Fungi; Ascomycota; Sordariomycetes; Xylariales; Microdochiaceae. Gene Ontology annotation, molecular function: alpha-amylase activity. Bases 1 to 1824 code for a protein of 607 amino acids. The record is from RefSeq and is a predicted model, not a curated record.
AUGGGCUCUGUCGUCGAUGAGCUGCAUGAGCAUCCAAAUGGAUGGUACGGCAAGGAGCCGUGGUGGAAGGAGGCGACGUUCUACCAGGUCUACCCGGCAAGCUUCAAGGACUCCAACGGCGAUGGCUGGGGCGACAUUCCGGGCCUCAUAUCAGAGGUUGACUACCUGCACGAGUUGGGCGUCGAUGUCGUUUGGCUCUCUCCGGUCUUCGACAGUCCCCAGAGCGACAUGGGCUAUGAUGUUUCCGACUACCAGAAAAUCUACGCGCCAUAUGGUUCGAUCCAGGAUGUCGACACCCUUGUCAAGGCCUGCCACGACCGUGGCAUGAAGCUGAUUCUGGACCUCGUCGUCAACCACACCUCGAUCGAGCACGAGUGGUUCAAGGAGUCGCGGUCCAGCAAGACAAACCCAAAGAGAGACUGGUACAUCUGGCGACCGGCGCGCUACGAUGCCGACGGCCGGCGGAUGCCCCCCACCAAUUGGCGCAGCUACUUUGCCGGGCCAACCUGGACGUGGGACGAGCACACCCAGGAGUACUACUUGCACCUAUAUGCCUCUGACCAGCCGGACCUCAACUGGGAGUCUGAAGAGUGUCGCGAGGCCAUAUACGAGGACACGAUGCGGUUCUGGUUGCGCCGCGGGGUCGACGGGUUCCGCAUCGACACAGUCAACAAGUACUCGAAACGCACAGAAUAUGUAGAUGCACCAGUCACAGAUCCGACCUCGCCUCAUCAGCCGGCACCUGAGAUGUGGUGCAACGGCCCGCGGAUCCACGAGUUCAUAAGCGAGCUCCAGGAGAAGGCGUUGGCUCCGUUCGGGGCGAUAUCGGUUGGCGAGCUGUCCAAUACUCCGCACCCGAGCCAGGUGGUGCCCUAUGUGUCUGCCGCGGCCAAGGAGCUUGACAUGGUGUUUGAGUUCAGCAUGAUACGGCUGGGAACAGGCGGCAUGUUUGGUCCCAAGUAUCACUAUGUACCGUUUGAGCUGCCGACGCUCAAGGGGCUUGUGGACAAGUGGCAGAGAUUCAUUGAGGGGACUGAUGCCUGGACGACAGUGUUUUGCGAGAAUCACGACAAUGGGCGGGCCGUGAGCCGCUUUGGUGACUGCUCGACACGAGACCUGUGGGCAGCUAGUGCGAAGACGCUGGCCUCGUGGCAGGCGACGCUGACGGGGUCGCUCUUUUUGUAUCAAGGCCAGGAGAUUGGCAUGACCAAUAUGCCUGUGUCGUGGGGCAUCGACGAGUACAAGGACAUUGAGAGCCUCAACUUCUACGCCGAGGCCAAGCGGUCGGGGCGACAAGACGAGAUUGACAAGACGAUGCAUGGGCUGCGCAUCCUGGCGAGGGACCACUCGAGGAUCCCGUUUCAGUGGGACGACGGGCCGAACGCGGGGUUCUCACAGGAGGGAGCGAGGCCCUGGAUGCGAGUGCACGAUGAGUAUCGGGACAUCAAUGCCCGGCGGCAGCGGGACGAUCCAGAGUCGGUGCUCAGCUUCUACAAGCGGGUGCUCCGGCUUCGCAAGCAGCUGCGCGAUGUUCUCGUGUUUGGCACAUUCCGGCUGCUGGCAGCAGAUGACAAGGCCAUCUUUGCAUACGUCAAGGAGGGGGCCAGCCAGCGGAGAAGAGCGGUCGUGGUGCUCAACUUUUCACGAGAGGAACACGACUGUCCUGAUGUGUGCGAGGCACUUGGGUGUGCGUCUGAGCAGACGACGGCGACAUUGGUGCUGAGCACGGCGGACCAGGCAGGGAGCAAGGCGAGGCCGACGCAGGGCAGAGAGGCGAGACUGAAGCCGUGGGAGGGGCGGAUCUACACCAACUUUGCGGUAUGA